Molecule: messenger RNA, 5858 nt
Organism: Ixodes scapularis (black-legged tick)
Lineage: Eukaryota; Metazoa; Arthropoda; Arachnida; Ixodida; Ixodidae
Product: mediator of RNA polymerase II transcription subunit 1
Exons: 17
Coding region: 20-5080 (1686 amino acids)
Biological process (GO): regulation of transcription by RNA polymerase II
Cellular component (GO): mediator complex
Molecular function (GO): transcription coregulator activity
Source: RefSeq, a predicted model, not a curated record
GGCUCGCUUUACCGCAGUUAUGGCGGCCGUCGAGAAACCUGCGGAGGCCAAUCCGAGCCCGCAAGUGGGGAUUAAAGAAUUAGCGGAACCUGCCCCGGUGAUUGGCAAAGACAAUGCCAAGGAAAGCCCCAUGGAGAACCUUCUGGAGAAGCUGCGAGCCAAGGCCAGCCAGUACAAGCCCUGGGGGGACAUGGCCAAGGCGUUACGCAUGGCACUCAUGGAAAAGCACCACCUUGUGGACAGUGCCGACCGUAACCGCCUCCAGAAGUGUCUCGACACAAUCCAGAAGUCCAUCAAAGUCACAUCCAUGCAGUCCAUGAUUGAGCGACUGGACACCAUCACGAGACAGCAAGGGUUGAUCUUCACCACCGGGCCGGACGGUCAGGAGUGUUUUAUCAGCUCGGACAUGUUCUACGUCGAAGUGCUGCUCGAGACGAGUGGCGAAGUGAAGGAUGUCAAGAUUGCUCACCACGGAGACCCCGUGAGCUGUCCCGAGCUCACCCAAGUACUCCUGAAAGGCGACUUUGCGGAGUUCACGAGCCACCUGGAAGGCCUGGCCUCAAUUUACCAGCUCAACGCUGACAAGAAACAAAAGACGAAGGCGUACCUGGCACUGCAGGCGCUCGAGACGGACCUCAGCAACGUGUCCCAGCUGCAAAGUUUCAUGAACGAGCCCAGCAACCGGGUACACAAAUCGCCCGUCGGCAUCCUUCAGCCACGCAAAGGAGGGCACCCCAUGAAGCUGACUUUCUUCAUCUCACCUUACGACCUACUCGACCUCGAGAGCAAGUCCUCCAUACCCCUCACCGUCGACGCUAUUCUGGAGAAGCAGCUUGGGCAUUCCGUAUCCGUCUGCAUCGAGAGCUCCUCGGCCCACAAGUUGCAGACAAUGUCUCUCAUCAGUGUCACAAACACCCCGGAGGGGAAGAAUCUUCCAUCGUUUGCUGCCCUGAGCAAUCUGAACAGCACCACUCUGCCGGCCAGCUUUGUGCUCAAGCUGCCCCAGCCCAUUCCCAUGGCCUUGGCCCUUGUCAGGAAGAUACAUGCCAUCACUAGCAUUGAGUGUGCGGACACGACCUGCUGCCAGUCCCUGCUGUCACUGAUCAUCACACAGGCCUCAGAGGGAAAGCUUAACGGCUCCAGCGAUCGUGGCCUCAAUGUCACGCUGCCGGACCAGCACCACUGCUACUACCUGUCUGGCAGCCCCGACCUGCAGGGCGUCCUGGUGUCCGGGGUCCAGUUCACCCACCCGACCCACGUGCCCCAGAUCCUGGUGUUUCUGCGCCAGCAGCUGCUCUUCAACUCUCUCAUUGCCAGCUGCGUACGCCCGGCCAGCCGCCAGAACGCGGAAUCCUCCCACAUGUUUGAAGUCAGCACAACAUCGAUAUCCAACAUCAGCAUCUCAUUUGAACAUCCCUUGGACGAAUCUCUAGCAACAGUGGACUUGAAUUUGAACGAGAUCACCAGCGUCAAGUGCCGCAUUUACACGCUGAACAGCGACAUCAGCAUCUGCAGCGACGAGUAUGCCAGCAAGGUGAUGCAGAGGUGUCUCUCCAUCCCGGUGACAAUGCGAGCAGUGAUCCGCAAGGCCCAGGGCCAGCGGAUGCGCAUGUCCAACCAGACGGAUUCCUACUACAGCGCCCUCAACAGCAACGGCCCAUCCUACCUGCCCCACCUUCCUGGCUAUGGGGGCGGGGCUGGGGGUGGGGCCUUUGGGUCCGGGGGGCCGGACUUUGCCUCGGGGACGCCUCCCCCCAAGGUCGGGGGCGGCGGCAACAAGACGGCCGGCGACUCGGAGCCUUACGACGACUCUGAGCCGUACGACGUCGGGGAACAGCGCGGCGGAACCCUUGGCAGCCUCCUGGGGCAGGGCGGCGGAGGGGCGGGGUUUCAGCAGCCAGGGGGCGGGCCCGGCAAGCAGUCGGCCCAGCCCAACAUGAUGCUCAUGAGCAUGCUGAGCGAUGUCCCCUCCGCGAGCUCAUCCCCGUCCCCCUCGCAGCAGUCCUCGUACCCUUUUUUAAGCCAGGCCAAGCCUCGGAAGCAGCGCAAGAGAAAGGCGACGUCGUCGGAUGGGCGGAGCCCCAAGCGGAAGGCGGGCGUCGAAGACGACGGAGGGGGCGGGACGCCGACACCCGCUGACCUGGAGGACAGCACCAGCAUCUCGCUGACGUCGUUCGAGGGGCGCCAGACCCCCUCGGGGGACGCCCCUUCGUUCGGUAAAGGGGACGGCGGCCACACUCUCCCAGGGGAGCCUUUUUUAGAGGCUGAUGCGGGGCAGAAGAAGGCGGCGCUUCUGAACCCCGCAGAAUCGAGCAGCGUGGAAGAGUUCAACCAAAGGAGGCCGCUCCAGAGCCCCUCCGAAUCCUUUCGGGGGUUUCUGGGUGAAGGCCCCCCAGGGGAUGCGGCCGGCGACGACUGCAAGCCGGGGACAAGGGCCCUGCCGGCAUCGCAGCGCCCGUUGGCGGCGCCCCCCCAGUGCCGCAAGAUCAAGCGGGUCAAGAGCGAGGAGGGGCGUGGGGAGGAGCUCAAGUUAGAGCGGGAAGGCUCGCGCUCUCAGGACAGCGGUCCAAAAAACUUGCUUCCCGGUGGGGACUCCGAGAGACUGUUGGCUAGCUCCCUGGGCGGGAGCGUCGCUUCGGCGGCCGGCAAGUCCCACUCGGUGUCGCCACCGGUUAUCGCCACCAGUUUCAAGAUUGAGAAGUCGGGGGACGGCCUGAAGAUCUCCAAGGCAGAGGGCAGGCAGGCCUCAACCAAGGGCCGGGACCCCAAGGGUAGGGACAACCGCAAGGAGCGCAAGCGCAAGCGGGCCGAGAGCGUUGACCUCUCGUCGUCCCACGGGGCCAAGCUGCCCUUCGACACCUCCUCCCUCGACUCGGUGCUGCAGGCCACCCUCCUGCCGCUCGAGUCCGGGGAUGGGGCCCUGCACGCGUUCAACCUCACCAUGAAACCUCAAGGCUCCGUCAGUCCAGCAUUGGGACAGGCGGCACCGGCGCGUGUCAUGGGGAAGAAGUCUGGCUCCCAGGGCUCACUUCCGUCGGGCGGCAACGGGAAGUCAGACAAACCGAGUAAGCCUUUGUCCGGCGCAAAGACCAACGAGGCGGACGGACGCCUGGCAACGUCACCUACGAAACUCCUCAAGCACAAACCGAGCGCGGGGCCGCCAAAGAGUGGCACGGGGACCUCCGGGGGGCCCGCGUGUUAUGCAGGCCAGCCAUCCCUGGUGGGUCCCAACACGUCACCCUCAAAGCCCUCUUCGAAGUCGGCGGCGGCGGCGCCACCGGGGAGCACCCUCAAGUUAAAGCACCUCAACCUGCCCUCCUCGACCACCAUCACCCCCGUGGCACCCAAAGUGCAGCCGGCGCAACUCCCGUCGCCCUCGUCGUCGUCUGCGGCCAGCAUCACCAUCGUGCCGACCGGCGGAGCGUCCAGCAACAACCUGAACAAGCCACCGAAGUCAAGGAAAGGGUCCCUGAGCGCGGUCAUUGCCAAGCUGACCAAUACGGCAGCGCCGUCCUUCCCUCCGGUCGACCCUUCCUCCGGCCCCCCGAGGCUUGAGGGCGGGGUCAAGUCUUCCGAGAAGAGGGACAGCCCAACCUUGGGCAAGGAGUCCAAGGACAAGGAGGCCCUCCUGAAAAACUCUGAGGGGAAGAUGAAGUAUUCGAGCUCGGACCAGUUCACGGUCAAGCAGAGCUCUGGGAUCAAGCUGACGGUCACUAAGACGUCGGGCACUUACAAGUCGUCCUCGAGCAAGGCCAAGAUGGGCAUGUCCUCGUCCAAGGCAUCCGCCGGAGUGUCGUCGUCCUCAAAAGCAAAGGGCACUGGGAGUUUGAGUUCGGCAUCGAGACCACCCGGUGCACCGGGUGGGCUAGCCAAGAAGCCUUCGUCUCUCUCGAGCUCCUCCCUGUCGGGCUUGGGCAGGGCGCCUUCUAAGCCGUCUCAGAAGUCUUCGUCGCCCAACACGACCAACCCAGCAAUCUCGCAGAACCCUUUGAAUCCGUCGUCCGCAUUGAGAGUCAGCAGCAGCAAUAACAAUAACAACAACAACAGCAACAACAACAACAACAACAACAACAACAACAAUGGGAGCGGUGGAAACUUCACGAAAGGACCCAAUGCGGUCAAACAGAAUGCCGUUCCGGGGAAGCCAUCUUCCGGAAACCGGAGUGUGGAGAAGAAGGGUGAGGGCCGGUGUUCGACACCCACGACAGAGAGAGUGAGCUCAACGCUCGAAGCAAACCUCAUGCCCCCGCCGCCACAGUCCAAGACACCCACCUCUGGAAGCACACCCAAGCGACCGGAUGAGUUUCCGGGUGCCGAAGAGAAUGAUCCGGACCGGGCGCUUCGACUGCUCCUGUCGCAGCCCAAGGCCAUGGAAAGCACGCAGCCGCUGGAGCAGUGGCAGCCCCUGUCGCUGAAGUCGCAGACGCCCCCUUCCGUGGACUCUUCGGUCAAGCCGGACUUCGAGGACAAGACACCCUGGGUGAGCAGCAGCACUGACGUCAAGCCUAACAAUAGCAUUGCCACGGUCGUUGCCAAGGCGCCCCUGGAGAAUGGACCGGACAGUGCCCUCACACCGACCGACCUGUCUUCGUCUUCACCGCGGUUCGAGCUUAUCUCCAGCACGCUUGAGGAGGGUGCCAACACGACGACGCCGUCUUUCAAGGCCCUGCCGUUGCUGCUGUCGGCUUCGGCUCCGUCCAAGCUGCCGGCCAAGACGAAGCCAACCAGCGAUGAAGACAGUAGCCCGGAGGACGGUCUGGUCAUCGACUUCCCGGAGUCCAUUGACAGCAAGAAGGGAUCCUCAUCCCUGUCUUCAUCAAGGGCGCAGAGCCCCAAGGACGGCAGUGGAGGGGGGGGAGGAAGCCAGGAAAGCGGGACAAGUCUCAAAGCGGCAGUUUCUCCAGGACCGGCGCUGAGCGCGAAGUCGCCAUACUUUACGGCGCAGUCUCCGUCGCUCAAGUCUCCGCAAGUGGGGAGCCCGCCGUCAAACCACUCGGUAUCGAGUUCCAUCUCGAGGCCGUCCCCGUGCGUGAUCGACGACGACCUGAUGGACGAAGCCAUCAUGGGGCUCGGGAAGUGAAACCUGGGUCAGCAAACGUGUGCAGUAUUCUCCGAAACUGUGCUCUCACAGCUGCCUUCAUUGUACAGCGACAGGGUGAUCCACUGCCUCCGAACUGGUGUCGCAUGCGUUGCCGGCUCCUUACGAAACGGUGACGGGGAGCCAGGCGUUGUGGAUGUGCAAUGUUUUAAAAGAUGGCUCGGACACAUCGAGGGUAUUGCGACGCUCUGUGCACCUUACUUUCAGCUCAGAUAGUGUUCUCUUCACUGAUGCUCGCUCAGUUCUCGUCUACUGCUAUUUUUAAAACUGUUUUGUUGGUUUUGGACUCCCUUAGGAAGUAGGAGAUUGCCUCACGACCAGUUCAGCGGUUUGUUGUCUCCAUGCGACUUUCACCAGUGACACUGCUUUUAAUCCCAAGAAUACCUGUGCACAUUGUUGGAGACUGCAGUGUAUAGACGGCAAACUGUAGAAACCUAGGCACAAUUUCCGAGCAUCUUAAGUUUUUGUGUGCCCUUCGAAUAUUUCGUGCGACAGUUUUAUGUCGCGACUCGCCGUGUAUAAUGUAUAAUAGAACAUAGUACCCAUGCAUCUAUAACCUGCAACAUAAAAGCUCGUCUCUGUAAUCGUCAGCAUUUCCUUCAGCCCGUUUUUUUUUUUUGUUCCAAAAGUUCAUACCCAAUGGCAAGUGCAAGGUGGCAGCAUACACUCUUUUCAUGUGUACAUAUAUUUAAUAUAUACAUUGGACGGUGGCCUUCCAUUUGACAAAAAAAAGUGUCUUCAUUAAAGCCUUUGAACAUAA